Molecule: messenger RNA, 3711 nt
Organism: Erinaceus europaeus (western European hedgehog)
Lineage: Eukaryota; Metazoa; Chordata; Mammalia; Eulipotyphla; Erinaceidae
Gene: AHRR
Product: aryl hydrocarbon receptor repressor
Biological process (GO): regulation of transcription by RNA polymerase II
Cellular component (GO): nucleus; aryl hydrocarbon receptor complex
Molecular function (GO): protein dimerization activity; nuclear receptor activity; transcription cis-regulatory region binding
Source: RefSeq, a predicted model, not a curated record
CCCAGAGCCCCGCGCCGCGGUGCCCAGAGCCAGAUGGAGACUUGGGAACAACCACCCCAUGCUGGGGCCCUGGGAGCAGGAUGCUGAUCCCACCAGGAGAGUGCUUGUAUGCGGGCAGGAAGAGGAGGAAGCCCGUGCAGAAGCGGAGGCUGGCCGCAGGGGCCGAGAAGUCCAACCCUUCCAAGCGGCACCGGGACCGGCUCAAUGCGGAGCUGGACCACCUGGCCAGCCUGUUGCCCUUCCCGCCAGACACCAUCUCUAAGCUGGACAAGCUGUCGGUGCUGCGGCUCAGUGUCAGCUACCUGCGGGUGAAGAGCUUCUUCCAAGCUCUGCGGGAGAAGAGCCCCCGGCCCGAGGGCAGGGCCCCCCCAGCCCCAGAUGGAUGUACAGGAGGAGUGUCUCCCAUGCUGGAGGGUCCGUUGCUGCUAGAGUCCCUCAACGGCUUUGUUCUGGUGGUGAGUGCAGAUGGGAUGAUCUUCUACGCCUCAGCAACCAUCUCAGACUACCUGGGCUUCCAGCAGACGGAUGUGAUGCACCAGAACAUCUAUGACUACAUCCAUGUGGACGACCGGCCAGACUUCAGCCGGCAGCUGCACUGGGCCAUGGCACCCCCACCACCCAUACUGGGCCAGCCACCUCACGCCACCCCAGGAGAAGAUGCCAUUCUGGGGAGGCUGCUGCUGGCCCAAGAGGGGGGCACAGGUCCCCUCACCGAGUACACGGCCUUCCUGACCCGCUGCUUCAUCUGCCGCCUGCGCUGCCUGCUGGACAGCACCUCGGGCUUCCUGACCAUGCAGGUCCAGGGGAAACUGAGGUUCCUGUUUGGGCAGAAGCGGAAGACGCCCUCGGGGGUGGCCCUGCCCCCGCGGCUCUCACUGUUCUGCGUGGUGGUGCCUGUGGUCCCUCCACCCACAGCUGACCUGAGAGCAAAGGGCUCCCUCCUGCGGACCCGGCACCGGGCAGAGUCCUCCCUGACAGACACCAGAGCAACACCGGCCCCAGGCUCUUGGGACCCAGAGUUGCAGGCAAAACCCAGCUACUGCACAGGAUGGGGUGACAAUGAGUGUGGCCCAUCCGUGUUCAGGGAGCAUCCGGAGGCCAGAAGCUGGGCUACAGGGUCGCCCUGUCUGUGCCUCCGGGCUGACCUCAUCUUCAGUCCCCCACGGCCUGUGAGGGAUAUGGCUGGAGAGCAUCCCGGGGAACAAGCCCGGGCCUGCAGAAGGGGGCAUCCCUACCCCUACGACUGCUGUUUCCAGCCGCGGGGGCCCGGGCGACUGCUGGCAUGGACAGGGAAGCCCAGGCUGGGCAGCCGGCUAAAGCUGGAACCCAUGAGGGCCGGCGGGCUCCCCACAAUUGCUGGUCCCUGUUCUGCUGGCCACGGAGACCAGCUUCACCCCAGGGUCCUGCAGGAGGGGGGCCCUGGCCAGGUGCAGCCUCGCCCCAGCUGCCCCUUCCCCCAAGGGGCCCCUGACAGUGGGCUCCUAGUGGAAGGCUACCCCACGAGGGACACCAAGCUACGGGGCACAGGAACCAUGCCUCCCGGAACCCUGUGCGCCCCCAGGCCACCCCUGCACCUGCCCAUCAAGAUGGAGACUGUCCCGGGGCCCUCGGACACCGGCGGCUGCCCCCUGCCCCACAUGUGGCUGGGGGCUACCUUGCCCCCCAGGGCACACCUCAAGUCAGAGCUUGAGUGCGGGUCCCCCUUCUGUGCCCCUGGGCCAGGCAGAGAGCUGCCCCACCUCAAUACAGCCCCUUGUGCCCAUGUAGGGCCCCGGCUGCCUCCUGGCCUCUGUGUGCACGACCACCAGCCCCCCACGCCAGCCCAGGACUGCAGGGCCCCCACCAUCAAACUCGAGCCCCCAGACUUCCAGCAAUGGGCCACUCAUGGCCAGGGUGGGGCUGGGCUGCUCCCCAAAAGUGCCUUGGUGAUACAGGUGCCACCCAAGGUCUCCACAUGCUCCUGCCUUGGGCAGGGGGGUGGGUGCUGCUGGAGAGCGUGUUCACACUGCAUGCUGGACGUCCAGCUGGGCAAAGGGAGGGACCCACCUGCCCUGUCUGGAUGUCCUGACUGGGGUGAAUGGGGACCCUCCUCGGAGGCUGGGGGGAGCAGGUGUGACCCCAGAGUCUGUGUGAAUGCCCCAUAAAUCCAGAGUGCAGCGUGCCUCCCCAGGGGUAGACUGUUCCAGAAGCCAGCAGGCUGCCCACUCGCCCACUAGAAGACAAGGCCACACCUCCAGGAGCACCUCAGAGCAGUGACUCCAGCAUGUACACCGACGGGGAGGUCGGCAAGGAGCUCAGAUGGCUGGUGUCCUCCCUGGGGAGUGGGGGCGGUCCAGGCUGGGUGCCCAGCUCCACACCCGAUGGGCACUGGGCAGACCCGACCCCCCCCCCCAGGCCACGAGGCUGCUGGAGCCUGGCUCCUGGUGGAGGCUGACACCAGCCCCAGUGCAGUACUUCGUCCUGAAGAAUCCUGGAAGCACAUCUGUGCCCACACAGACGGGUGGGUGCUGUGGGGUGUGGCCGGCCGUUUCUAAGCCACAGCCUAGUCCUCCCAUCUGUGGGUGGUCCCUCCCAAUAGUUGGACACUGCCAGCCACCUAGAACGGGAACAGAGGGGAAAGGAUGCAGCAUGUUUCUGCUGGAGCACUUUUCAGGACCUACCCGGACUUGCUUAAGUUGUAAAAUGCAGACUACACAACGUGGCUUUUCACACAUGCCGUACGGCGUUCCCACGCCCGGCAUUCCCACCACAGCCCUGUCCAUGACUGCCGUGUCACAGCUCUCCCCAUGCUCACAGAAGUGGGGCUGCACACCUUGGUCCCACACCUUGGACUCCCCCACACCUUGGUCCUCUCACUGCAGUCCUGGGUACUGAGACCAGGUACUGCCCCAGUGGCUCUCCCACUGGCCAGCAGGCUGGCACCGUCCCAGCUGCCCACUGGACACUGCUCUUGACCUGUGAAGUGGAGAGGUGACUGGCCCUGUCAUGGGGAGAUUCUUGGGGGACAAUCUUCCCCUCAGACUUGGCAGCAGGUGGGCAGUAAGGGUGGGCUGUGGGGUGGUCUGCAGGGGUAUGGUCGGUGGACUGGACCAGAUGUCCUCUGCAGGGAGGGUCUUGUUUUCUGGUGUGGGAGGCCCCGCAGACAGAAACGAGACUCCACUCCCAUCAGAGUGGGUCCUUUUUGCCGACUGUGCCAGGCACGCUGGCCAGGCUCCGCUGAGACUCUGGGCACCACGCAUCCCAGGAUGGGUCCAGACCACCCUACAGCACUAGGGCAGAAGACAGCAGGUCCCACUCCCCUCCAGGCCUGCAGCAGGAGGGAGCCGUCCGCAGGGCCAGCUGACUCAGUUCCUGGGGCUCUGUCCCAGCAAGUGAGUUCUGGGGGCGCAGUAUGUGAUGUUGUGUGGCUUCUGGCUGUUCUGGCCCAGAGCCCUGCCCGGCUCGGCCAUCCAAGGUGCCCAGGAUAGGACGAGCCCUGUGAGCCACCCUGCUGUCCUGCUGUCUCCUGUCCCAAGUGCAGGGCCCUGACCAGCUUAGAGGAGGGAAGAUUGUGAAGCGGGAGCUGUGAAGAACCUAGUACUUGUGAGCACCAUGUGCAAGCAUGUCCAUGUGUGAUCAUGUGUCCAAGCAUGUGUCCAUGUGUGUUCCCAUCCACCGGUGCAGUGUUCAAGCCAUGUGGAAUAUGUCAAAUAUUCACAUGUCCCAUGUGUU